CGCCCCGCGGGGCGGGAGGAGCCGGCGGCGGGGCYGAGGGUCUGGGCGCCGCCCCGGGGGUGUGAGAGGGGCCGCUCCCCGCGGCGGUAGAUCGCUGGUUUUAUCUUGUUAACCUUGACUCGUGUUCCGGGAAGAAGCUUGGAGCGGUGGGAUAACGAACAGCUCCGGUGGUGUCCCCGCUUCGGGCGGGGGUCGCGGUGAGGGCCCGGCCUAAGCGCCUCCAAAAUCUGCACUGAGGUCGGGUCUAGACUCGAGAUUUAUUGAGCCAACCCCAAGCAGUGAAAAUGAAGAAUUUAUAUAUWUUUAUCGCUGUCCUGUUCAUCCCAUGGAGCUUUUCUUUGGCMAAGUAUGAUGAAUUUGAGGAUGGAGAUGACAUUAUGGAAUAUGACGAUAAUGACUUUGCUGAAUUUGAAGAUGUGAAUGAAGAUGUAGUCACAGAGUCUCCUCAGAGRAUCAUCACUACAGAAGAUGAUGAAGAAGAAGCCACUGUAGAGCUUGAAGGUCAGGAUGAAAAUCAGGAAGACUUUGAGGACACAGACACACAGGAAGGUGACACGGAGAGUGAACCAUAUGAUGAUGAGGAGUUUGAAGGMUAUGAAGAGAAACCAGAUGCAUCUCAUAGCAAAAAUAAAGACCCCAUAACAAUAGUUAAUGUCCCUGCUCACCUUCAAAACAGCUGGGAGAGUUAUUACAUGGAGAUCCUGAUGGUAACAGGUCUUCUGGCUUACAUCAUGAAUUACAUCAUUGGGAAGAACAAAAACAACCGCCUGGCUCAUGCCUGGUUCAACACUCACAGGGAGCUGCURGAAAGUAACUUUGCCCUUGUUGGGGAUGAUGGCACUAAUAAAGAAGCUACAAGCACUGGGAAACUAAAUCAAGAAAAUGAACACAUAUAUAAUUUGUGGUGCUCUGGAAGGGUGUGCUGUGAAGGAAUGCUCAUCCAGUUAAAGUUUCUCAAGAGGCAGGACCUGCUGAAUGUCCUGGCACGCAUGAUGAGGCCAGCGUCGGACCAAGUGCAAAUAAAAGUGACAAUGAAUGAUGAAGAUAUGGACACRUAUGUGUUUGCUGUUGGAACCAGAAAAGCACUGGUGAGACUUCAGAAAGAGAUGCAGGACCUGAGUGAGUUCUGCAGUGAUAAACCUAAGUCUGGUGCAAAAUAUGGGCUUCCAGAUUCGUUGGCUAUCUUGUCAGAGAUGGGAGAGGUCACAGAGGGAAUGAUGGACGCUAAGAUGAUCCAUUUCCUCACACACUACGCUGACAAGAUCGAGUCUGUCCAAUUCUCGGACCAGUUCUCCGGUCCAAAACUUAUGCAAGAGGAGGGCCAGCUUACAAAACUGCCCGAAACUAAAAAGACACUUUUGUUUACAUUUAAUGUGCCUGGGUCAGGCAACACUUCCCCAAAGGACAUGGAGUCUUUGCUGCCUCUGAUGAGCAUGGUUAUCUACUCCAUUGACAAAGCAAAGAAGUUCCGGCUGAACAGAGAAGGUAAACAAAAAGCUGACAAGAACAGGGCUCGGGUGGAAGAGAAYUUCCUGAAGCUGACUCACGUGCAGAGACAGGAGGCUGCCCAGUCCCGCCGGGAGGAGAAGAAACGGGCGGAGAAGGAGCGAAUCAUGAAUGAAGAGGAUCCYGAGAAGCAGCGCCGGCUGGAGGAAGCUGCUCUGCGGCGUGAGCAGAAGAAGCUUGAGAAGAAGCAGAUGAAGAUGAAGCAAAUCAAAGUGAAAGCCAUGUGACUGUGUCCUGAGAAGUGUCUCGGUGCCACCUGUGGAAUUGUAAUUCACAGGGUACAAAGAUCUAUGUAACUCCAUAAUCCUCUGAUUCCUUGAACACUAGUAACCAUUAAGAGAAAAGUUCUUGCAUUGGUGUUACUUAUUUAAGUAUUAAGCAAAAUGUGUGGAGAGCUUUGUCUCGGCAGUUCUGUUCCAGGUGGUACAAAGUUUUGCUACUUGUCUGUUUAAAAAAAAAUUGCAAUAUUCUUGAAUGCUUUUUGUCAUUUGUUCUUUUAAACCAGAAGAUUGUAAACCUGUCCACGUGUGCUGGUAACAUAUUCAUGCUUUGGUUUYAAACUUUGGUUUCAGUUAUUGGGAGGGAAAGGGGAAAAACUUAGGGGGAGGGAAACUGCACAAUAAACAUUUASUGUGCAUUUAUUUUCAUCAAGGCACAACACAGAGCCUUCCAUACACAGUAUGGAUUCUUCAGGGAUUUAAGUCCAGUAGAAUAGAAGUGAUUAUUUUAUCUUCAUUUUUUUUUUUACAAAGGCCUAAAGCAGUAUUAGGUCACCUGUGGGCAUGGUUGGCUUAUGUGUAAAACAGAGAUGGUUAGAACCAAGGAAAUGGAAUAUAUGGACAGUUUCUUACUUGUGUGUUUGGAUGCUGCAAAAUUAACACAGUGUGAAGUCUGUGAUGUCAGCAUAGUGUUCCUUCAGGAGUGAGUGCAUGGUGAGUCAGCAACUCGACCAACUUUCCUUCAAUAUUUUUAACUGUUCAAGUUUGCCUCARCCCCUUCUCUCCUGAUCUCAGCAGCUGCUGCCCAGUUCUCUUCAGCCAGGAGCCAGAUCCAGUGGAGUACCUGCAAUUGCCAAUGUCCCCAAGCCAUUGAAAACGUUUCAGAGGAUAUUUGUCCUCUUYAUCUGGUCAGUGAUCACUUCAGGGUUUUAAGUCUAAAUGGGAAGAAUGAAGUGAAUGCCCUGUGCAAGCACUUCGCUGGGAGAGCUCUGCAUUUUAUAAAUGCUUCCUGUCCAGAAGGCAUUUUAUUGUUGUUUGUAACAGACUUUUAACAGUUUUGUGGGGAAACAAUGUCCUGCAUUUCCUUGUUCAGUACUUUGUGGAAACUUGGUUCUGAGGCAAUAAGAAUUAGCUGCUGUUGAAACAGCAAUUGCUUAAACUCCUUCUUCCAGCAUGGGAUAAUUCACCUUGMUUGAAAUGCAAAUGUCUGUAACCUGAUACAUGCAAAUAUAUUAAUUUUAUAAUGGUUGGUAAAAUUAUUUAAAACCAAAACUAAUGUAGAUUAUGUGAAAUUUUAGCACUAUUUAGCUUUAAAGAUUAAUAUGUUAUUGUUUCACACAGUUCUUUGAAAGGAARUACUAGUUUGUGCUCUUUUGAGUAAGUGGACAGCUUUCCUCAAGUCCCAUCCAGUUGUGGGCCAUGGCAGCUAAUUUUGUAAUAUGAACAUUCAAAUGAACAAUCUAAUGAAGAGUAAAAUAUAAUUGAAACACUCCUA
Malurus melanocephalus (red-backed fairy wren) is the source of this 3219-nucleotide messenger RNA. It is a transcript of the gene CCDC47, whose product is annotated as coiled-coil domain containing 47. NCBI's taxonomy places the organism in Eukaryota, Metazoa, Chordata, Aves, Passeriformes, Maluridae. Gene Ontology annotation, molecular function: calcium ion binding. Gene Ontology annotation, cellular component: endoplasmic reticulum. The record is from RefSeq and is a predicted model, not a curated record. Gene Ontology annotation, biological process: endoplasmic reticulum calcium ion homeostasis. The transcript is spliced from 13 exons. Bases 285 to 1733 code for a protein of 482 amino acids.